GGUGCGUUUGUUUAACAAUGGCGAACAUCACAUUGGAAUCUUGUUGUUUGUUGUUGGAGAGACAUGUGUGACAAGCAACAUGGUUAAGCAUACAAUUCAGAUAUUUGCCCGAGUGAAACCUACUCGAUCUAAAGCAGGGUUGUAUGAUUUGGAUGAAGAUGACGAUGGACAACCAAGAUUGACGUUUGUCGUUCCUCGUGAUUUGGCUGAAGGCUUCAUCAAUAACAAGAAAGAGAAUUAUAAAUUUAGAUUUCAACAGGUUUUUGACCAAAAAUCAAAACAAGAAGAUGUGUUUGAAGCAGUUUCCAAACCAGUGAUUGACAAUGUAUUAUCGGGCUACAAUGGAACCAUAUUUGCAUAUGGACAGACAGGAAGUGGUAAGACAUUUACCAUCACAGGUGGAGCAGAGAGGUACGCAGACAGAGGCAUCAUACCCAGAUCAAUAUCCUACCUGUACGAACAGUUUGAAAAGGAUACGGAGAGAACAUACGAAUUACACAUUUCUUACCUGGAAAUCUAUAAUGAGAAUGGAUUUGAUCUUCUGGAUCCAAAGCAUGAGGCUUCCAAACUGGAAGAUUUACCGAAGGUGGGUCUGAUGGAGGAUUCCGAUCAGAACAUUCACCUCAAGAAUCUGUCUGUACACCAGGCUAGUUCUGAGGAGGAGGCCCUCAACCUGCUGUUUUUAGGAGACACAAACAGGAUGAUAGCUGAGACGCCGAUGAAUCAAGCUUCAACACGAUCCCAUUGUAUCUUCACCAUCCAUGUGACGUCUAGAGAAACAGGCUCGGCGACCAUACGCAGGGCAAAGCUCCAUCUAGUAGAUCUAGCUGGGUCUGAGAGAGUGUCAAAGAGUGGUGUGGGCGGUACCCUUCUAACGGAAGCUAAAUACAUCAACUUAUCACUACACUUCCUCGAACAGGUGAUUAUAGCACUGGCGGAUAAGAAUAGGCAGCAUAUUCCCUACAGAAACUCCAUGAUGACAUCCGUCCUCCGAGACAGCCUCGGAGGAAACUGUAUGACCACAAUGAUAGCCACCUGUUCUAUAGAGAAACGCAACCUUGAUGAAUCCAUAUCCACAUGUCGUUUUGCCCAAAGAGUUGCCAUGAUCAAGAAUGAUGUUAUGGUCAAUGAAGAGCUUGAUCCAAAGUUAAUGAUUCAGAAACUUAAAAGGGAGAUUCAGCAACUGAAAGAGGAGCUUGCCAUGGCAACAGGAGAACAGCGGACUGAUGAUUUGACAGACGAGGACCUGCAGAGGUGUCAGGAGGCCGUUGAACAAUAUCUUGAGGACACAGACCCUGAAGUCAGCCUCAGUAUUGGUGCAGACAUGAGGAAAAUUGAGACCUGCUUCCGUAUUCUCAAGAAACAUGUAUUAGAUAAGCCGUCUGUGACAGAAGUGGUCCGGUCCCCACCUCCCGAGGCCCCGCCCCCUGACACUGGUCCAUACAGUGAUACAGAGAAUAGGAAGCUGAAGGAACUUGUACAACAGAGAGACAAUGAAAUCAACAUCCUUGUGAGUAUGUUAAAGAAGGAGAAAAAACGUGCCUCUAAUGCUGAAUCGGAGCUUACAAAUAUGGGGAAGUUUGCUGUGAGGACAUCGUCUGUGUCAGGCGAGGCACCGAGCUACAACAAUGUAGCCAUGAGUCGCGAGUCUACAGGGUCUCGCAGCAGCAAGCCCAACAGUGCCCGUCGCAGGGAGGAACACGCCAAAUCCAAAAUAUUGGGAGAUAUGUCCAAAGGAAGACAGGAAGCGUUUGAGACUUUCCGCCGGGAUUACCCGCAACAGGAGACGAUAGAACAGAACAAGGUCCAACUCAAACAGCGUUACGCAGAGGCUAAAAGCCUGGGGGAAAACGUCAACAAAACUCGCAAAAAAAUAAAUCAUUUAAAAGGACAGAUAGAACAACACAGAAUGCAGUUAGCUAUGCAAGGUUUGGUAGACCCUAACAACCCAGAACCAGAUGAUGAGGAGCAGGAGCUGAGGGCAGACAUGGAGGAGGAAAAGGACAGCUAUAAGCAGUCGUUUACCCGCCUGAAGACCCUAAAAACUGAAAUAGAACACCUGCAACACUUACUUGAGAAGUCCAAGGUGAAGCUGAUGAAGGACUUUGAGAUGUGGUGGGCAGAGCAAGCAGUAAUAUCACAGAGCAAUUCAUCUGGUGGUGGCAGUAUGAAGUCAGCAUGGAGGACCCCAACCCCUAAACGGGCGGGGAAGGCUCCACCACUGGAUCUUGUGUCACCAGGUAAUUCUACCCUAUCACAGUCUUCCUCAGCCUCUAGUUUGUACCAGUCAGCUUCCCACUCGAUACCCCAACAGUCAUAUCAGCCCGCCUCCCACUCCCAACCUCAACAGAUCGGUCACCAUAGACAGAAAGUGGCCACCCAGCUCUCCAGCUUCUACUCACAGCCUCCACCUCAGCCACAGCCUCCAGUGGAAAAGAAUGGCUAUAGGCUACCCAGGUCAGCUGGGAAUGACCAGAAGGCGGGAAUUCCACUAACAGGGGAUUCCAGGGCUGAUGCUGAUAUCAUGGCCUUCGUUAAAGCUCGCCAGAACAUACUUCAACAAGCCAAUGGAAACAGAUGACAGUAGCAUCAACAGUGUGUUGUUUAUUCAUUGUAACUCAUUCCAGCCAUAGACUGAUCUGUCGGUGAUGAUUGUCCCGAAUCCAUUCAGCGAUUCAACAGUCUGUACAACAGCAGUUGAUCCAGAAGACACGGUGUGAAGUUAAAUGGGGGCUACAUCCAUAAAACAACAAGCCCUUAAAUUAGUUGUGUGUGUGAUCAAGGUUCUUCAAAGCUGAGAUUGCUACUAAAAAUAUGUGGGCAAGAACUCUAAAUUUUAAGUGACAAACUAUGCCUGUUCCAAAGUGUAAACUCCAUUGGAACAGACCCGAUGUUUAACUACAUCGUGCUAGUUGUGCUAUCUGAAAUCAGUACGAGAAUUCUAUAACAUCUCUGAAAACUGUCAGUGUUUAUCUCACCUUUACUGGUAUUGUUAGAUGAUAAUAUUAUACUGCCAAUUUGAAUUUCCUACUUGGCUGUUUUCUCAUUUUGAGAAAAUAUGGUACCAGCAUUCCCUCCAUAUGAACAGAAAUGGAACUCAAGUCAUUCCCUGUUACAUUAACUGUACUGAACAUCAAUCUAUAAUCAUUUUGUAUGGAAAUGAUUGAUAGAUUGUCCAUAUUUACAAACAUGCCAUUUAUACUUAAUAUAUUCUGUCCAAUAGAACAGAAAUAAUACAGAAACAUUCCAGAUCACCUUGUCCUAAUAUUACACAUUGUUUGACUGAAGCAUAAAUAGGUCAUCCAUAUUUACAGGAAACUUCAGGCUACAAACAAUGUGUCCCAUUUAACUGGACAUUGCUAUACCAUGUUACUGUGGACUUUUGUCUUUGAUGCCUAGUUCUCUUACGGUACAAAGUGUUUAGUGCUUACUAGUCAGGUUUGUACCUUUAUAUCUACAGUAAUAUAGCCCGUCAGUUAUUUAUUUAUCUAGCUUCAUCGUUAAAGGACUGCUAUGUCAGUAGAUUUUAUCUGUUGGAGGUAGAGUUUAAUCUAUUAUCUCUAUCUUGGUGUAUUGAUUAGAUGUGAAGUGUACUCAGUACUGCACAGGUGUACAAACAUCUCCGCUCCAUGGCUGAGGUGUAUUUUUUUGUAUCGCUACAUGUAUAUAUUUAUAAAACUGUCAAUACUGCUGAUACAUGAUUAUAAUAAUUUUAUUUUCUGAAUUUUUCUCCAAAUCAGAAUGUUUUUUAUAAACGUUAGAGGUUGUUUCUUUACAAUUAUUUGCAUUGAUUACAUUGCAGCAUUUGUUACGGCCUACUUCUGAUACAAUGCGACCUAGCCUUGUAACAAGCUCAUGUGGUAAUAGGACUUUACUUCUGAUACAAUGGGGACUAGGCUUGUAACAAGCUCCUGUGGUUAUAGGACUUUACUUCUGAUACAAUGCGACCUAGCCUUGUAACAAGCUCAUGUGGUAAUAGGACUUUACUUCUGAUACAAUGGGGACUAGCCUCGUAACAAGCUCAUGUGGUAAUAUGACUUUACUUCUGAUACAAUGGGACCUAGCAUUGUAACAAG
This is a messenger RNA of Mizuhopecten yessoensis (Yesso scallop), 4076 nucleotides long. RefSeq names its product kinesin-like protein KIF6. The record is from RefSeq and is a predicted model, not a curated record. The transcript has 21 exons. NCBI's taxonomy places the organism in Eukaryota, Metazoa, Mollusca, Bivalvia, Pectinida, Pectinidae. Gene Ontology annotation, biological process: mitotic spindle organization; microtubule-based movement. Gene Ontology annotation, molecular function: microtubule motor activity; ATP binding; microtubule binding. The coding region runs from base 80 to 2581 and encodes 833 amino acids.